Nanorana parkeri is the source of this 1314-nucleotide messenger RNA. RefSeq names its product proteasome activator subunit 3 (gene PSME3). Gene Ontology annotation, cellular component: proteasome activator complex; cytoplasm; nucleoplasm. The record is from RefSeq and is a predicted model, not a curated record. Gene Ontology annotation, molecular function: endopeptidase activator activity. Bases 79 to 840 code for a protein of 253 amino acids. The transcript is spliced from 11 exons. Gene Ontology annotation, biological process: regulation of G1/S transition of mitotic cell cycle; regulation of proteasomal protein catabolic process; positive regulation of endopeptidase activity. Lineage: Eukaryota; Metazoa; Chordata; Amphibia; Anura; Dicroglossidae.
GCGCUGGAAGAGACGUCACUUCCGGAGCCAAGCCGCACGAGCUGUUCUGAGUGAAGGAGGAUUUUCGAGCCGUACAACAUGUCCUCCCUGCUGAAAGUGGAUCACGAGCUGAAAAUGAAGGUUGAUUGCUUCCGAGAGAGAAUCACAAAUGAGGCAGAAGACCUCGUUGCCAGUUUUUUCCCAAACAAAUUGUUAGAACUGGACAGCUUUCUCAAGGAGCCCAUGCUUAAUAUUCAGGACCUCACACAAAUACAUUCUGAAAUGAAUCUGCCAGUACCAGAUCCCAUUCUACUGACGAACAGCCACGACAGAUUGGAUGGUCCAAACCUUAAGAAGCGGAAACUAGAAGAUGAUGAUCACUGUACAGGCACCAAAGUUUUUGUGAUGCCCAAUGGAAUGUUAAAGAGUAAUGCACCUCUAGUUGAGAUUAUAGAAAAAGUGAAGCCAGAGAUCAGGUUACUGAUUGAGAAAUGCAAUACGGUAAAAAUGUGGGUUCAGCUUCUUAUUCCAAGGAUAGAAGAUGGUAACAAUUUUGGAGUGUCUAUCCAGGAAGAGACUGUGGCUGAGUUACGGACAGUGGAGAGUGAAGCAGCAUCUUAUCUUGAUCAGAUUUCCAGAUAUUAUAUCACUCGAGCAAAACUUGUUUCUAAAAUAGCAAAAUAUCCUCAUGUGGAAGAUUAUCGACGUACUGUGACAGAAAUAGAUGAAAAGGAGUAUAUCAGCUUACGCCUAAUCAUAUCUGAGCUGAGAAACCAAUAUGUGACAUUACAUGACAUGAUCUUCAAGAAUAUUGAAAAAAUCAAGAGGCCCAGGAACAGUAAUGCUGAAACACUCUACUAACCAUCAUGUCCACAGAAAUCUUCCUCCCAAACCUUAGUUAUUUUCUUUUAAUUUUCUUCUUCUUCCUUUGAACUUAAAAGGAACAUAGGCCAUCAUUGCCUUGUGUGAACAUGAGAAAUUCUCUCCACCGUGAAGGGAUUGAAACUGUUCUGGAGAUAAAUAUGCUGGCUUUUAGGUUUAAACCAAUAUUUCCCCCUCAGUCUGGAUUCAAAAGUGUAAUGUAUAAUGAAAGCCUUAGUCUGUAACGAAGUACUAUCACAACCUUUCACACCUGGAGCACUGUAAUACCGGACAGCUACAAUGUGUUGUAAUGCCCCUAUAGUACUGUGGCAACAUUAUAACAGGUCAAUCAUUCUGGCCUUGUAGUUGUAUAAAAGGUUAUUUUAAAAUAGAGUUGACCUUCCAUUACUGCAAUAGAACUACAGAAGGCUUAUAUGUUUUUGCUGGUAAAAAUGCUAAAGCUUAUGAUGUGAA